Molecule: messenger RNA, 1826 nt
Organism: Peromyscus eremicus (cactus mouse)
Lineage: Eukaryota; Metazoa; Chordata; Mammalia; Rodentia; Cricetidae
Gene: Crem
Product: cAMP responsive element modulator
Exons: 10
Coding region: 168-1241 (357 amino acids)
Biological process (GO): regulation of transcription by RNA polymerase II
Cellular component (GO): ATF4-CREB1 transcription factor complex; nucleus
Molecular function (GO): RNA polymerase II cis-regulatory region sequence-specific DNA binding; protein binding; DNA-binding transcription factor activity, RNA polymerase II-specific
Source: RefSeq, a predicted model, not a curated record
GCCGCCGCCGCCGCCGGGUUGCCUGGGCGGCGGCCGUCAGGGCUCUGCGUCCCCACCUCCUCCCGUCCGUAAUCAGUGACGAGGUCCGCUACGUAAACCCUUCGCGGCGGGAUAAAUAAAGAAGAAAACAGGGAAGGAGCAAAGCGUUCUUUACACAUGUAAUAAUAAUGAGCAAAUGUGGCAGGAAAAAGUAUAUGAGGACAAAUGUAAGGCAAAUGACCAUGGAAACAGUUGAAUCACAGCAGGAUCGAAGUGUAACACAUUCUGUGGCAGAGCGCAGCUCUGCUCAUGUGCAUACUGGCCAAAUUUCUGUUCCUACUCUAGCUCAGGUUUCUGUAGCUGGAUCAGGCACUGGAAGAGGCUCCCCAGCUGUGACUCUAGUACAGUUACCUUCAGGCCAAACUGUACAGGUCCAGGGAGUAAUUCAGACACCACAUCCAUCGGUUAUUCAGUCACCACAAAUACAAACUGUUCAGGUAGCAACAAUUGCAGAGACAGAUGAUUCUGCAGAAUCAGAAGUAAUCGAUUCUCAUAAACGUAGAGAAAUUCUUUCUCGGAGACCCUCGUAUAGAAAAAUACUGAAUGAACUUUCCUCUGAUGUGCCUGGUAUUCCCAAGAUUGAAGAAGAAAAAUCAGAGGAAGAAGGAACACCACCUAACAUUGCUACCAUGGCAGUACCAACUAGCAUAUAUCAGACUAGCACGGGGCAAUACAUUGCUAUAGCCCAAGGUGGAGCAAUCCAGAUUUCUAACCCAGGAUCUGAUGGUGUUCAGGGACUCCAGGCAUUAACAAUGACAAAUUCAGGAGCUCCUCCGCCAGGUGCUACAAUUGUACAGUAUGCAGCACAGUCAGCCGAUGGCACACAGCAGUUCUUUGUCCCAGGCAGCCAGGUGGUUGUUCAAGAUGAGGAGACUGACCUUGCCCCAAGUCACAUGGCUGCUGCCACAGGUGACAUGCCAACUUACCAGAUCCGGGCUCCUACUACCGCUUUGCCACAAGGUGUGGUGAUGGCUGCCUCACCAGGGAGUCUGCACAGUCCCCAGCAACUAGCAGAAGAAGCAACUCGCAAGCGGGAGCUGAGGCUGAUGAAAAACAGGGAAGCUGCUAAGGAAUGUCGACGUCGAAAGAAAGAAUAUGUAAAGUGUCUGGAGAGUCGCGUUGCAGUGCUGGAAGUUCAGAACAAGAAGCUUAUAGAGGAACUUGAAACCUUGAAAGACAUUUGCUCUCCCAAAACAGAUUAGUAGAAAUAGUUAACUAUGAACUGAUUACAGCAUGUACAGUUGCUUUUGAAUGCAAUACAAUAUAUAGCCGGCAAGAAUUAUGGCUUUUUCCUUUGUAUCAUUCAUCUGACUUUCUAAUAUCUAACAUUCCUAAAAUGCUUCAUUGUAUUUAAUUAGCUCUUACCUCUAAGGUCAAUUUUUUUUAGAAGAGACAAACUGUAAAAAAAUGUAUGUAACAAAUUCUUAAAAUGAAAUAUUUGUAAGACUUGUUUCAGUGCAACCUAUUUGCAGUUCCCAGUCUCUCUGUCCUGAAUAGUGUCCUAUGCAAUAAACAUUUUGCAGGUUUUAAGAAUCAUUUUAGGAAAGGAUGAUCAAAGGCAGUGCAUCCAGCAGUACAAUAAAAUCAAACCACAGAAAUACCUCAGGAAAGAAUGAAAGGAAGUGCAUCUUGAUGACAUGGCUAUGUGAGAAGAAUAGCCUAGAAAUGAAUUUGUGCAUUUAUAGAUUUUUAUAAUCAUCACUUUGUAAAGAAAAUAUUGUAUUGCUGUCCUUGAAUGCCAUAGUUGAAGACAGUUUUCAAUAGAACCAUGUUGGUUGCUCUUUGUA